Trichoderma gamsii is the source of this 885-nucleotide messenger RNA. RefSeq lists its product as hypothetical. Bases 1 to 885 code for a protein of 294 amino acids. The transcript is spliced from 2 exons. Gene Ontology annotation, molecular function: acetate transmembrane transporter activity. Gene Ontology annotation, cellular component: plasma membrane. NCBI's taxonomy places the organism in Eukaryota, Fungi, Ascomycota, Sordariomycetes, Hypocreales, Hypocreaceae. The record is from RefSeq and is a predicted model, not a curated record.
AUGUCUGGUCCUGCUAUCGGUUCAGACCCCGCUCAGGGGUAUAGCAAAGAGACUCAGGCGCCGCCGCCAAUCAACGGGCAUCAUGGUCAGAAUCAAGGUAAUCCCGCUGGGAUGUCACAGUAUCCGAACUACCAAUACAUCCCGUUUGGCAACGCCCAAGAUCCAAAUCUUCAAGGUCGACCUCACCAGGCCAUGAUCUCCCAGGUUUAUCAGCCUACUUUGGGCAAGAUUGGUAACCCAGGACCUCUUGGCCUGAUUGGCUUCGCUUUGACUACAUUCGUUCUCGGGCUUUACCAAUGUGGUGCUGGUCUCCCCAACUCCAACCCUCUGGGUACUGUUGGUCCUGACCAAGCCGUCUUUGGCGUUGCCGUAUUCUUCGGAGGCAUGGCCCAGUUUGUCGCUGGUGUCAUGGAAUUUGUGCUCGGCAAUACUUUCGGUUGCACCCUCCACUGCUCGUACGGGGCUUUCUGGCUUGCUUUUGCCAUGUUUCUCGUCCCUACGCUGGGCAUUCAGGCCGCUUAUAAUGGAGACCAGCGCGCCUUUAGCUUUGCUGUCGGCAUUUUCCUCAUCAUAUGGUGCUUCCUCACCAUCGUCUUCUUCAUUGCGGCGCUCAAGACCAACUUCACAAUCCUGAUGGUGCUUGGCUUGCUUGCGCUCGCUUACUUCUUCCUCAGCAUCGCACAGUUCGUGUCGACCGAGCAUCUUACGGCGGCAAUCCGCUUGAACCGUGCUGGUGGUGCUUUCGCCGUCUUCUGCUCCAUGUUUGCAUUCUACGGUGGUGCUGCUGGUCUCAUGCUCAAGGAUACGACAUUUGUCACCUUUCCACUCGGAGAGAUUCCAUAUCCCUCGGUCAAGAGGGAGAAGGCGGCGAGAGAACAGGUUUGA